GUUUCACGCUAGCGUCCGUUAAAAAUGCCGAUCACAAUAUACAAAACGGACGGAAGUCCUCCUGCUCGGGCAGCCUUAAUGAUUAUUGAGCUCCUUGGAUUAAAAGUGGAGAAAUCUGAAGUAAUGCCCCUAACAGGAGACCAUCUGAAGCCAGAAUUUGUACAGAAGAACCCAGUCCAUACUAUUCCUUUCUUAGAAGAUGGUGAUUUCAAGCUUGCGGACAGCCAUGCUAUUUUAACUUAUUUAGUGUCGAAAUACGGAGCGGAGAAGAAAGCUCAAUUGUAUCCUUGCGAUCUGGAAAAGAGGGCCACAGUUGAUCAGCGAAUGUAUAUGGAAGCUACGCUUGUCUUUCCCAAGAUUCGUGAGAUAAUAGCAACAUUGUUCAGAGAAAAGAAGAAGGUUCCAACUGAAGCACAAGUUGAGGCGACAAAUGAAGUGUACGGUAUUCUGGAUAAAUACCUAGAGCAAACUAAAUUCAUCGCUGCUGAUCAUUUGACGGUGGCAGAUAUUUCGUUGGUAUCUUCCAUUUCAUCUCUCGAAGGAAUAUUGCCCGUUGAUAAGUUCCCAAAGCUGUCGGAGUGGCUAGAAACAAUGAAGCAAUACGACUGGUACCAGACCGCUAAUGCAUCAGGUGCCAAAACAUUUUCCGACUUCGUGAAGCAGAAAAGUGACGCACUGUAAGGUGAUUCUGUUUAUAAAAAUUGGUGUAUUG
Messenger RNA from Chilo suppressalis (striped riceborer), 712 nucleotides. The record is from the annotation of a GenBank genome assembly. Lineage: Eukaryota; Metazoa; Arthropoda; Insecta; Lepidoptera; Crambidae.